Molecule: messenger RNA, 14957 nt
Organism: Exaiptasia diaphana
Lineage: Eukaryota; Metazoa; Cnidaria; Anthozoa; Actiniaria; Aiptasiidae
Product: E3 ubiquitin-protein ligase HERC2
Biological process (GO): protein ubiquitination
Molecular function (GO): zinc ion binding; ubiquitin-protein transferase activity; protein binding
Source: RefSeq, a predicted model, not a curated record
UAGUAGUGCAGUUGCAAGUCAGACAAAUGUCUAGAGUUUUGGUGGAAAAAAUACAUGCAUUUUAUUUCUAGCCUUUCAAACUAUGCGUAAAUCAAAGAGCUAGAAAUGCCUAUUUUAUCCAACCCAGUUGGGAGUCUUCGACCUCAGCCGAGGCUUGAUUUGAAAUGGUUCAAAACUGAUGUUCAGAUUACCUUUGCUCCUGAUGGUCUGAAAAGRUURUGGAAUGAACUGGUCAAAGAUGGUGAAAUACCAGCUAAUCCUAAUGACAUUAAAGUCAACAGUGCAGGGGUUCCAGCGCAGAAGGGUGAUAGCGGCCACUACUACUGUGGRCGUACCAUCUUAACAUGCUCAUGCUGUGAUGGMAAUUGUGGACCUGACAAUGGCUGUAAUUGYUCGGCAUGUCAGAAGUUAGACCAGGAAGAGAGAGAACAGAAAGAAGAGGAAGAACAACAAGCUGUCUCUGUUGGAGUUAUGAUGGACUCCUGGACAUGGGGAAAACAACCAUCUGCAAACCAACUGCAAGAAGCAUUACAAGCAUUGAUAUUUGAACAACAUGAACUUGCAAGCCAAGCUGCUGGAACCACACUUUCUGCUAUUAGACUUCAACAGAGAUUAGCUGUUUUAGGAAGAUAUUUUAUCUCCUUGUCACGRCACAAACAAAGACUUGAUAAAAUUAGAGAGGAAAAACUUGAAAGUAAAAGYAGGGAUAUGAUUGCUCCUAGAGCUAAGUCAAGGAGAAUUUUAGGCAAGGAACAAGCUUCUCUUGGUCUUGCAAGAAUAGGUGCAAGAGCAGCUUUGUCAUUUGCAUUUGCUUUUCUUCGACGAGCAUGGCGUUCUGGAGAAGAUUCAGAUUUGUGUCAAGAGCUGCUUGAUGAGGCACUUGAAGCAUUGCAGGAACUACCAGAAGCAACUCUAUUUGAUGAAUCUGCAGUAUCUCCUGUGUGGCUUGAGGUAGUAGAAAGAGCAACUAAAUUCUUGAAAUCAGUUGUAGCUGGCAAAGGAAAUGAAGAUAAAGUAUACUGCAAACCUCUAGACUCUGUCCCAGUCUGUGAUCAACAUGUAGCUUUAGGAAUCUUAAUUGAGCUUGCAAUUCAACGUGGAACACUGCAACACAUGCUUGAAGCUGUUCUUCUGCUUCUAGAGUUAUGGGACAAUGGACAAGAUAAUGAUACAGACGCCUCAUUUACUAGUGCUCCUCUUGUUGGGCUUUUGAAACGUUUUCAAGAGAUCCCAGGAGCUCCAUCUAAAAGUAUCGAAUCCAGUAAAUUAUCUGAAGAGAGCAUAACAACUACUUCUCAAAGAGUGAGUCCUACAGAAUCUUUCUUGAGGUAUCUUGCCCUUCCUGAUGAUGAGACAGAAUUCAUAGAGCUUCAACAUGCUGCAGUGGUUCUUAUAUCUCAUUUAGACAGAUUAUCAGCACCUUAUACUCCACCAUCUUCAAACCAAAUGGUAUCCAGUGUUGCACUAGUACAAGAUGUUCUUGGGUUUGGAUGGCUUAACUGGAGUAACACAGGACACACAUCAGGACCRAGUACAUUACACAAUCUUGUUGAAUUAGGUGUUAAACAAAUUUGUUGCUCUGAGAAGAGCAUAUUAAUAUUGACCAGAGCUGGCAAGAUUUACACUCACCCCUACUCCUCUGAGGGACAGGGACCAGUGUUACUUGAAUCUCUGUCCAGGCGCUGUGAAAUUGUGAAUGUAAGUUGCCACCCAGAAGGCAAACAUUUCAUGGCUUUGACAAGAGAAGGAGARGUUUACUCUUGGGGUAGUGGUGACGGAGGCAAACUAGGACAUGGUGAUACUAGUACCCGCGAUGACCCAACACUGAUAGCUGGACUUGCWGGAAAACAUGUAAUUCAGAUAUCAAGUGGUAGUACCCACAGUGCUGCRGUCACCUCUGAAGGAGAGCUUUAUACAUGGGGCAGAGGAAACUAUGGACGUCUUGGACAUGGGACCAGUGAGGAUCAGUUAGUUCCUAUGUUAGUCAGUGGGUUAAGAGGUCAUCAUGUGAUUGAUGUAGCCUGUGGAAGUGGUGAUGCUCAUUCUUUAGCAGUAGCUGAUGAUGGUACAGUAUGGUCAUGGGGUGAUGGUGACUAUGGUAAACUUGGUAGAGGAGGAAGUGAUGGAAGCAAGAGUCCCAAGGCCAUUGAUAGAUUACAKGGUUUGGGUGUGGUCAGAGUUUAUUGUGGAACCCAGUUCUCCUUGGCAUUAACAAGAGAUGGCUCUAUUUGGACAUGGGGUAAGGGUGAAGGCUUUCGUUUGGGCCAUGGAACAGAGGAACAUGUUCGCCACCCUAAAGUAAUAGAAGCACUUUAUGGCAAAAGAAUAGUUGAUGUAUCAGUUGGCUUGAUCCAUUGCAUGGCAGUUACUGAUGACGGGGAAGUAUAUUGCUGGGGUCGUAAUGAUCAGGGUCAGCUUGGUGAUAUUGAGUGUCAGGCAAGAGCCGUACCAACCAUUGUAUCUGGUCUUAUGGGUAAAGGAAUAACUGGUAUUGCUUGUGGACCAGCACAGAGUUUUGUGUGGUCAUCAACUGGACACUGGAGUGUAGGAACAAGAGUACCGUUUACUGUUGAUGUCAGYCAAAGGACCUUUGAAUUCCUUGAUGCUUUAUUAAGAAGAGUCAGUGAAGACCUUACAGGAUCACAAGACUGGCCCCCACCCCCACAGGAAAAAGAGUGCAUAGCUGUUGCUGCUUUAAACCUGUUGAGAUUGCAGCUACAUGCUGCCAUCACAGAAGGUGUAGAUUCCGAUGAGCUUGGUCUUGGUGUUGGAAGUAAACUACUUCAGUCAUUAAAGCAACAAGUUGUSACCUUGGCCAGCAACAAAGGAGUUCUUAAAACAGUCCAAGUWGCUGCUCAAGGGGCUUUGAAAAGUGGCUGGGUUUUACUGCUUCCAACACCAGAGGAAAGAGCAAGAGCUUUGACUGAAUUACUUGUUGAAACCUCAGAUAAACCUCCAACAAUGCAACUCGGUAAGAAGUUCAUGCUAGAACUACUUGUAAACAGUUUGAUGGCUGAAGGAAGCUUAGAGUCAGCUUUGGAAAAUGCCAUUGAAAAUGAGAUUGCUAACCAUAAAUUGAGUGAAAAAGAAUAUGGAACUGACACAAAAGAUUUUGCUACAAGUGUACCAAUACUACAUCUUACACAACAGCUGUUAAAAUCCUCCAGUGCUCAAGUUAGGGCUGAAUUCCAAGAAAUGAUUCUCAAGCCACCAAAAUUACAGUGGCCAUAUGCACCUCCAGCCAGGACAACUAUGGUGGAACUACUGUUAAAAUUACAAAGACUUCUUAUGGGAAACUUGUUUGUAAAGGAAGGCAGUGAUAAACCAUGGUUCAUUAAUGAUGGUGAUGAAGUCCCAUUAUCAAAGAAGCAAAUUGGUUCUGCUUUACUGUUACAUAAGUAUGUAGCCUUAGUAUGUGCUCAUGUUGGUGAAGUAUUACCCAGUGCAUCAUCACUUGCCUCCAAUGGACCCCGGUAUUAUGUAGCUACAGCACAAAUCAUUCAAAGAGAGUAUACAGGAGUCUUACUACCAGAACUAUUAGUGUCUGUAGUACUUCUACACACUUGUCUACCAGCAGCACUUUACGCUGCACAGAUAAUACCAGUACUUGCUGGUUUGUUAGAUAUGCUGGAUAAAUUCAAUAAACUUGCACCUGGUGUUAAUAAAGAAGAUGAAGAAGACUUGGCAUGGCCAGGAGGCAUAGGUAGCCCAACACCAGCCAGCCGUCGUGCAGGUGAUGUCACUUUGAUAAGACCUCAGGAAUUAGAGAACCACAAUAAAGAAGGUGGAUUAUGGGUAGUAAUCCAUGGAAAAGUGUAUGACUUGGCUGACUUUAAAGAUCAGGCACCUUGCGGUAAGCAGUUGCUGCAGCAUUAUGCAGUACAUGAUGCUACACAUGCUUUUGAAGAAGCUCAACACUCAAGUGAAGCUCGUGAGAUGAUGCAAGCUGUGUUUGUAGGGAUCUUUGUAGAGCCUGAGCAGGAGUUUGCCCUAGACAGUGCCCUUACAGUAUCAUCACCCCUGAUUGAUACAGAACGUACUCUUGGUCUGCUGCUUGGCCUUGAUGCUUGUUACAUGUCAAGGUCAACGGCGUUAUCAUGUGAAGAAGAGGAAGCAGAGAAAUGGUUGCUGUCUGAUAUCUUUGCUGGUGGAACUGAACCCUCAUUUGUUGAUCAGAUGUGUAGUUCUAGUGAUAAAGAUACAACAGUAGAGAAACGRGAACCGUUCACAUGUCAACCUAUGGACCCAUCCAAACCCUUAUUACAGUCCUUAAUAGAGACCAAAGUAGAGGAUCCACAGGCCUUGAGGUUCUUGUCUAUAGUAGAACGAUACUGUAAGCACAAGAGAAUGGUGUUACCAAUUGACUUUCCUAAUGAUCACCCUGUAGAGAAAGUAGGAAGACUUUUAAUGGCUUGUUUAUUGAAGCACCAAGAACUUGGUAACAUGGCAUUAAGUGUCACUGAUCACAGUCCUUUAUCAUCUAAAUCAGCAUCAUUACCAGACCUCUCAUGGCCACACGCUAGUACCAGCUCUUAUUCAAGCCAUCUUMCUACAGUCUUGCCUAAACCGUUAGUUGAAGUUCUGAAGGUUGUUCAUCAAGCAAAAUGUUCACUGAUAAAGGCUCGUCAAGAGUCAUCACGUUCCUAUGAGGAAGUCUGUCAUCCAGCUCUAGAAAGGUGCAGAUUCCUCUUCACAGUGCUUCGCCCUGCUGUAUCAUCUGAAGUGAAUACAAUGACGAGACUUAAGAUCCAAAGUACUGUACCAAGAUGGGUUCGUGUGGUUCGUAAAAUGAUCAAAGAUCGAUGUGCUGUGAAAGGACAACACAAAACAGUUGAGAAAAAUAAAGGAAACGAUGAAGAAGUUCCUGAAAUGUCCAAAAAGAUCACAAAAGAAGAACAACUUAAUGAAAGUCAAGUUGACAAAGACAAGCCUUUCCAUAACUUGCCCAACACAAGACUCAAGGGAGUGCAGAAAGUCAAAUGGCUUCGUGAACGAAUGAUGUCUGCAUCAGCUGAAACUGUGCUCAUGAAUCACAUUAAAGACUUUGUAAUUGAUGAAGAACCUAUAGACAUUGAGACCUUACACAAAGCAUUAGAAAAACAGGUAGAGCGUGCUAGACUGAGACUCCAUGGAGCAGAAAACUUUCUAGCUUUAGUAUCGAAAGACUACUUGAUUCCGUCUGUUCGCUAUGCUAUCCUCUGUGGCUGGCAAGGGUUGUUAACAUCAAGGUCUCUUAUGAGGGAUCCCAUUCACCAUUGUUUAGCMAAUGUCGACYUAGUACCUCCAUCUGAUCGUGUGCUACUGGAAACUACUUAUGCUAAAAUCAACACCUGGGCUUUGAACAUCUUGCGCGCUUCAGUYCACUUUGCUGAUAGCACCUUUAAAAUGGCAGAACUAAACMMGGGUACAUCURGUGAUCACUACAACCGAGGUGGSUUGUCACUUGGUGCUCUUCCUGUUGCUCGAUUCCUUCUUUCAGCGCUUGGUGUGYUAACUGCUGAYCACMGGUCAGGAGAUGUGUGUGUCAUCCUUAAUUCUGGUGUACUUGGKCUUGCCCAAACCAUCAUGCGUCUUGCUGGGCCGUGUGAGACUGGUGAAGAAGAAGAYGCAGCUCUAGCAGCAAUAAUCGAUGAGGGUAAAUCAUCCAAGAAACGCCCCACAGUACCCCUGACGGGACCUGAAGUUGUAAAGCUGAUGAAAAUUGGUACUCGGGUCGUUCGUGGUCCUGACUGGAAAUGGGGUGACCAGGAUGGACCGCCACCAGGAGAGGGCCGCAUAAUAAGUGAGAUUGGUGAAGACGGCUGGGCACGAGUACAGUGGGCUACAGGAAGUACUAAUUCGUAUCGUAUGGGUAAGGAAGGCAAGUAUGACCUUAAACUUGCUGGACCRCCUCCUGUACCUGAUAGCAGUGAUGAAGAAGAGGAAGAUAUGAAAGACGAUUCCAAGCCAGAGAAGACUGAAAUCCAGUCCAGUCACCCUACAGCCCUGAUAAGACAAUCAUGUUUGUGUUUAAUGCGAUCUCUUGUGAUAUCAUGUGGUUUACAUGCUGAAGACAUCCAAGUCAGCCGUGUAAGAACUGUCAGCAGUCUCCUCCAGCAACUCGUAGAGUCUGGCACCUUCACCAAUACAGCGAAUCCAGUUCAGAGUAUCCAAGCGCAGCAAUUCAGAGAUUGGGCUAAACUUGGGUUUAUUAGGAGCAUUGCCGUCACACCCACAAUGUGUAAAGCACUGAGCAGCGCUCAAUGGGUAGACCUGUUGUUAAGGCUUGUCAGUGGAUCAAUUCAUGAAGAAGAACGAUCAUCUACCAGUACUGCUGUUAAUCUACCAAGACAGGUUUUAGCGCUACGAUUACUCCGCUCAAUGUUAACYUCAUGGGACAAUAAGAGUGACACUCAACGAAAAGCAAACCUGGUCGAGAAACUCUUUGCUUUGYUAGGAAAGGUUCUCAUGGCUUGUACUGGRACWUUACCUUUCCAACAAAUCCCACAUAAAAGCAAACGWGGCCGUAAGAAAGCUAAAGCACCARCAUCGGUUUCAGCCACGUACAGUAGUACCGUAGCAGAAGAGUUUGUUACCUUACUGMGAAGACUCCAUUCAUUAGAGAAUUGGAAUCCACUAGUUAACCAGUUUAUCAGUGAACGACUGGGUAGUAUCGCGCUCAUGGCUGUAUUAGCUGUGAUUGGUGGAGUUGAUAGUCGACCACGCCUUGGUGGUCUGGUGCAUCAUAAAGACUGGGGACAAGGCACUAUUAGUAGAAUAGCCCCCAACGGCAAGGUUACCAUACAGUAUGAUGAUCAAAGUAAACCUAAGAUUUGUCCUAUAGCUCAUGUUAAAGCAGUCCCUGUGUUUGCGUUCUCGGUGGAUAAYYUACCGAUGUCCGAGGCCACACAAGGUAUUUGGGCAUCAUURAUACGACUAGCUGGAACAGGACAGAGAAAGACACCAGAACCUCCUCAAGUCGACUUUGUACUCCCAACUCCACCUGGGCAUGAYAGUGCUGACUCAGAUUCACUCAGAACAACAAAAACGUCUGAAGGAAAGAAAGUUGAUGAAGUAGAUACAGCCCUUCUAAGACAACAGCAGAUCAAUCUUGGACUACUGAAAGCAGCUCGUGUUUUGUUUAGUCGUCAAGAUAACCUGCGACAGAUCCUGACCCACCAUGGAUGUGAUAGUGUUGGUAGUAAUGCGUUUUCUUUACAACAACUYAUGGCUGCAGCUAUUAAACCCUCGCCUAUUAAAUCGAUGUUUGACCGUGAAGAAUUAGAGGCAGCUGCAUUAGCUACUUGUCAGUUCUUAGCCACAGAAGCGAAUCAGCAAGAUGACGCGCUUACACUGCCUCCACCAGUUGAUCAAAACCAGCCCGGACCUUCAAGCUUCUCCAGCCAAAACCUUCCCUCAUCAAAGCAACCUUCAAAACACCAGCAAAAAACCCACAUUAAAAAACACAAGAAAGUUCGCACAAAGAAACAAAAACCACCGAUUGAACUCAAAGUCAAGCAACUCGUGGAGAUGGGUUUUCCAAGACAACUCGUGGAGCAUGCCCUUAAGGAGCUUCACGAAGAGGAAGAUCCAAGAACCGAACUUGUUGUAGCAUGGCUGCUUGAUCAUCCUGAACUUGAACUUCCUGAAAGAGAGACCGAAAUAGCGGAAUCAAGCAGUGAUGAAUCGUCAGAUGAUGAUGACGAUGAUGAUUGUUGUGACAGUGAUUCUAGUUCUAGUAGUGAUUCAGACUCCUCUACUACUGACAGUGAGACUACAAGYCCCUUGACUGACUUCAAAGUUCGUAGUGAUUUCGCUAGUAAUGACGAGUAUGCUCGGUAUGUCAGGGACCAUAUUCAGGUGGGGAUGAUGGUACGGUGCUGUCGUACGUAUGAAGAGGUUCAUGAAGGCGACAUUGGACGUGUUAUUAAGCUUGAUCGAGAUGGUCUUCAUGAUCUUAACGUACAAGCCGAUUGGCAGCGUAAAGGAGGAACAUACUGGGUUCGUUAGGUGAUCGUGUCCGUGUUAAAAGUUCUGUCAAUACACCCAAGUACAAGUGGGGUUCCGUGAAUCACAAUAGUAUUGGUACAGUUGUAUCUUUGAGUCCUAAUGGUAAAGAUGUCAAGGUAGAUUUUCCUCAGCAAGCAAACUGGACGGGCUUGAUUACAGAGAUGGAGGUCGUACCAGCAAAACACACUAAUGUCACUUGUGAUGGGUGUCACGUAUCACCAAUAGAGGGUUCCCGGUUCAAGUGUAAGACAUGUUCAGACUUCGAUUACUGUGAAAACUGCUUCAGAAUAAGACGUACRCAUCGACACCCAUUCUAUCGAUUUGAAGAGCCUGGWUCAAUCCCAGUCAACGUUGGCAAACCUGGACGUGGUCGAAAACGUAACAACCUUAGUCCUGGGACGGGCGCCGAUAUUGUUAUUAAAGAAUGGAGUCGUAUUGUGAAGGAUUUGACGGUAUCGUCACGUGAGAGCCAGGCUUAUCGAUUGGUUGACAAUACUGAUUCUUAUUGGCAGUCGUCUGGACCUCAAGGGAAGCAUUGGAUUCGAUUAGAUCUGUAUCCUGAUUUAUUGAUUCACCGUUUGACGAUGACCACUGACCCAUCAGACAGUAGUUACAUGCCAUCACUCAUUGUAUUAUCCGCUGGCGAGUGUGUAACGCGGUUAAAAGAGAUCAAGACUAUUCAUAUUGGAUCAAAUGAUUCAUUGGUGACAUUACUUGAGGAUGUACAAGAGGAAUACCGUGUGGUUGAAAUAGGCAUUCGACAGUGUAAGAGUAGCGGCAUCGACUGUAAAAUCCAUGGUCUGUCCAUUUCCGCUCGUCCCAAAGCUGAYGAAGACGAUGUUGCUGCCAGUUUCUCGUUCCUGGCUGUUGUCGAGGACGAAGACACUUUAUCUCUCAAGAAAGCUGUCAAGAAGAAGUCAGUUAUACCACAAACCUCACAGGAAGGUCAGGUUAAGGUUUUUGUGUGGGGCUUAAAUGACAAGGAUCAGCUUGCGGGAUUGAAAGGAUCCAAGAUCAAGAUGCCUGUAUCGUCAGACUUCCUGAGUGCUCUCAAAGUCCAACAAGUCGCCGGUGGUUCGAAAACAAUGUUCGCGGUAUCUCAYGAUGGGAAAGUKUUUGCWUGCGGUGAAUCAACUAACGGGCGCCUGGGACUAGGGCCUUUAACUGGAAACGUAUCYGURCCCCGUCAAAUWGAGGCCCUMAAUCAAUUCAUAGUAAAAAAGGUUUGUGUCCAUUCUGGUGGCCGUCAUGCCAUGGCKUUGACUAUCGAGGGCAAGCUGUUCUCUUGGGGUGAGGGCGACGAUGGCAAGUUAGGACAUGGCAACAAGACGAGCUACGAUCGUCCUAAACUAAUCGAUUAUUUCAAGUCAAAGUGUGUUCGUGACAUGUCCUGUGGUAGUUCUCAUAGUGCUGCUAUUCUAUCUGAUGGUACAUUGUAUUCAUGGGGUCUUGGCGAGUAUGGMCGACUUGGACAUGGAGAUAAUCAAACACAACUAAAGCCCAAACAAGUCCACGCACUMGCAAACCAUCGUAUCAUUGAUGUAGCUUGUGGCAGCCGUGAUGCCCAGUCUAUUGCGUUAUCAGACGACGGCACAGUUUGGUCGUGGGGAGACGGUGAUUUUGGUAAACUGGGUCGAGGAGGAUGUGAGGGUUGUAGUACACCACACCCUGUUGAYAAGCUACAAGGUCAAGGUGUYUGUAAAGUUGCUUGUGGUGCCCAGUUCUCACUCGCUCUCACCACAUCUGGCCUUGUAUGGACAUGGGGUAAAGGUGACUAUUUUCGUCUUGGYCAUAAUAACGACACUCAUGUUCGUAAGCCUCAGGUAGUGGAAGCACUGCGGGGCAAGAAGAUCGUGGACGUUGCUGUUGGUGCUCUACACUGUUUAGCAGUCUCGGACCAGGGACAGAUUUAUGCCUGGGGAGAUAAUGAUCAUGGUCAACAAGGCAACAAUACAACUACAAUGAACAAAAAACCUCAGCCUGUAAUGGGACUCGAUGGACAUAAGAUAACUCGGGUUGCCUGUGGCUCWUCGCAUAGCAUAGCCUGGGCCGAGUCAGAUCUGCCUGUACCAGUAACUCACGAACCAGUCAUAUUCUCCGUGGCACGUGACCCUCUYGGUGCGUCGUCCUUGACAAUCCCUCCAGAACGACCAGCUGUCAUAGCAACAGACGUCCCUAGUAACGAGACGUCUAGUAAGCGUCACAGACCGUCRUUGGCUAAAAUUGUGUUGUCGUUGAAUACAAACUACGAGCGUCAGCARUCCUUAUCCCACAUCUUAACRGCACUACAAAUUAUGUACGCAAGGGACAGUGUAGUGGGUGCUCUGAUGGACUCAAAGGUGUUCUUGAGCACCGAAUCAAAAGCGAGCCCUCGUGACGAGGCYGUUUCUGAUAAAGGGUCUUUGAUUGGUUUAGAGGACAUUGCUUUGUCUGUUGAAGACAAGCCACAAGAUAAGUUAGUGAUUGACGGGCUUGAUGAGUUUACUGGUAUUCUGGAGUGUGAAGAUGCUAGACUUCUGGUGGAGUUGUUAAAACUUGCUGUAGCCAGUCGUGCUGGGGAAUGUGGUAAGGAGGUACUGUCAAGAGUUUUGAGGGCCYUGGCUCAAGGUCGAUCUGAGAUUGCCGACAUGCUUCUAGAACUCUGCAUCACAGAACUAGAAGAAGUUGCAAUGGACAAUAGUAGUUCACGUGCCGCGUUCCAGCCCGUCGUACAAGAAAGCUGUCACCCUUACACAGAUAACACCAACACGUCCGGUGUCGUGAAAAUAACCGGCGCUGAAGGAUUACGAGUUGAAUUUGACAAACAGUGCUCUACAGAACGGCGUCACGAUCCGUUAACAAUCAUGGACUCUACUGGUCGGACUGUGUCCGUCCGGUCGGGUAGAGAGUGGCCGGAAUGGUCUAGUGAACUCCGUCUAAGUGGCGAUGAGUUAAGAUGGAAGUUUGCUAGCGAUAGUUCGGUGAAUGGUUGGGGAUGGAAGUUUACUGUAUAUCCUAUAACCCCUGCAUUAGCGCCUUGUGAUGUAUUGUCUGAUAGGUCUUUACUCACUCGACCAUCAAUAGACCUUGUGAGGUGUUUGCUAGACUUUCAACUAGAAACGCUGUGCAGUCAGUCCCAGAUCCCUCGGCUUGCCGCUGCGCUUUCGUCGUGCGCACAACUUGGAACACUAUCCGCUGUCCAAAGAACGUGGGCUCUUCAUCGUCUCUGCAAGCUGUUAACGUCAGAGUUUGGUCCUUCUAUCGAUGUUCCUGCGUUAUUAGGUUUCAAUAUGAUGUACGAUGAAACACCGGUAAAAUUGAAGUAUUUUGGCAGCCAGACAAUGACAAGUGCUGUUUCAUCUUCGGCCCUCGGAAGUCUCAUCCGAGGACUACCCGAAGCGUUACGAAAGCAGCACGAAUAUGAAGAGCCUCUUGUUCGUGGUGGUAAACAUCUUUUACACAGUGACUUUUACAAGGUCCUUGUUGCCUUAGCAUGCGAUCUCGGCAUUGAUUUAUUGCCGUGCUGUGUGGAUCGGCACGAGUGGGGCUGGUUCCGAAGAUAUUGUAUGGCGUCACGAAUUGCGUCAUCGCUAGAUACCAGACUCUCUCUACCAUACGACUUUGUUCAAGAUGUAAGAGAAAAGAUCAAAGAACUUAUUCCAGAAGGCGAAGGAAGCGAAGACUACUUAGAUCAUAGUUUGAUCAAACGAGAGCAGGAUGAGCAGCUGCUUCUUUGGCUAAGCCAGCGUCCAUCUGACUGGACCAUGACAUGGGGUGGUAGUGGCAAUAUCUAUGGGUGGGGUCACAAUCAUAGAGGUCAGCUUGGUAGUAUUGAAGGUGCGAAGGUGAAACUGCCCCAAACCAGCGAGGCUCUGGCUGCUAUUCGUCCUGUACAGAUUGCUGGAGGCGAACAGACCCUUUUUGCAGUAUCUACUGAAGGAAAGGUCUAUGCUACUGGGUAUGGUCAUGGUGGUCGUUUAGGACUGGGCGGGACUGAUACUGUGACGUCAAUGAAGAUCAUCGAGUCCUUACAACACGUGGUUAUUAAGAAGGUCGCAGUGCAUUCUGGAGGAAAGCAUGCCAUGGCGUUGUCUGAAGACGGUGACGUCUUUUCAUGGGGCGAAGGUGAUGAUGGGAAACUCGGUCAUGGGAAUAGAAAUUCAACUGACCGUCCACGAGUAAUCGAGUACUUGCGAGGUAAAGGUGUCAUCGAUAUUUCAUGUGGUGGCUCACACAGUGCUUGUAUUACAUCCAACUACGAGCUAUACACGUGGGGUAAGGGUCGAUAUGGCCGACUAGGUCACGGGGACAGCGAGGACCAAUUGUUACCCAAGGUAGUUGAAGCAUUACGUGGUUACAGAGUUAUUGACGUGGCAUGUGGUAGUGGUGACGCACAGACAUUGUGUUUAACAGAUGAUGACGUUGUUCUGUCUUGGGGUGACGGUGACUAUGGUAAACUAGGUCGUGGUGGUAGUGAUGGUUGUAAAGUACCCAUGCGAGUAGAAUCCCUCAUCGGACUAGACGUGUGUAAAGUAGAGUGUGGAUCGCAGUUUUCUGUCGCACUUACCAAGUCAGGAGCUGUGUAUACAUGGGGUAAAGGCGAUUACUACCGUCUAGGUCACGGUACAGAUGAUCACGUGAGACGGCCUAAGCGAGUAGCAGCCUUACAAGGCAAGAAGGUUAUUGCUAUAGCAACAGGCUCAUUACACUGCGUGGCUUGUACAGACACUGGUGAAGUGUACACAUGGGGUGAUAAUGAUGAAGGACAGUUAGGUGAUGGCACGACUAAUGCUAUUCCAAGACCAAGACUUGUUACUGCUUUACAGGGGAAGAAGAUUUCGCGCGUUGCUUGCGGUUCCGCCCAUACCAUCGCWUGGUCAACAUCUAAACCUACUAACGCUGGCAAACUCCCUUCAAACAUCCCAAUGGAAUACAACCAUCUACAGCAUAUUGAUUUAAUGGCUUUACGAAACAGACUCAUCUUGUUGCAUCAAUUCUCAGAGUUAUUCUGUUCGUCUAUAACCAUGUUUGAUCUCCAGUCAUCACACGACGGUGAUAUCGAUAACGGUGCAUUGAUUGGUCUUAACAAUCUUAGAGGUGUACUCAUACCCGCCAACAAAGAAGCUUCKUUCCGUAAGGUUGUUCAGACGACUAUGAUACGUGACCGACAACAUGGACCAGUUAUUGAGCUCAACAGAAUACAGGUCAAGAAACACCGUAGCAAAGGCGGACUAGCAGGUCCUGACGGAAGUAAGUCCGUUUUUGGACAGGCCUGUGAGAAGAUGAGCAACUUCGGCCCUGAGAGCCUAUUUUURCCCCAUCGAGUAUGGAAGGUGAAGUUCAUCGGAGAAAGUGUUGACGACUGCGGUGGUGGUUACUCGGAGUCCAUCGCGGAGAUGUGCGACGAGUUACAGAACGGCUCUCUGCCGUUACUUAUUGUUACACCAAACGGACGUGACGARUCAGGUGCUAACCGKGACUGCUUUAUUCUGAACCCUGAAGCAAGAUCACCAACGCACAUCAAUAUGUUGAAAUUCCUGGGCGCUCUUAUAGGUAUCGCUAUUCGCACAGGAAGCCCGCUUAGUCUGAACUUAGCCGAACCUACCUGGAAACAGAUYGCCGGUAUUUCCCUUACUGUUACUGAYCUAGCCGAGAUUGAUAAAGACUACGUACCGGGUCUUAUGUGUAUACGGGAUAUGGACGCUGAGACUUUCGAAGCAAUGGAAAUGCCGUUUAGUACGCCUAGUGCAAGUGGCAGUGAAAUUCGUUUGCAUCAAAAAAUCAAGACUAUUUCAUUGGACAACAGGGAGGAGUAUAUUCGCCUUGCUUUGAAUUAUAGACUUCAUGAAUUUGAUGAACAGGUUGCAGCUGUCCGYGAAGGCAUGGCACGAGUAGUCCCAGUUCCCCUUCUUUCCCUUUUCACCGGGCAUGAGCUGGAGACUAUGGUGUGCGGAAGUCCCGACAUUCCCUUGGAUCUUCUGAAGUCAGUAGCGACGUACAAAGGAAUCGAUGCCAAUGCACCAUUAGUGCACUGGUUCUGGGAUACUCUAGAAGCAUUCUCUAACGCAGAGAGAUCGUUAUUCUUGAGAUUUGUGUGGGGAAGAACAAGGUUGCCAAGAACGAUAGCAGACUUUAGGGGACGAGACUUCGUUUUCCAGGUUCUUGACAAGUACAACCCACCGGACCAUUAUCUCCCAGAAUCCUACACAUGCUUCUUUCUGCUCAAAAUGCCUCGUUACUCGAGUCAGCGGAUCCUCUGUGAGAAGCUCAAGUACGCUGUUCAUUUCUGCAAGUCUAUUGACUCGGAUGACUACGCCCGUAUUGACCUGACGGGUGAUCCAGCUGAAGGCUUUGAAGAUGUGGAAUCAUUCUAGAUUGUAGGUUACAAGAUCAAGUAGAAUUUCGGACUCCUGUGGUCGAUGCCGUGUUAAGAAUUGUUAAUACAACACAGAAAUACUGGAUACUAAUUUUGUGGAAGGGUUUUAUAGUUGCAUUGCUUAAGAGAUCGUUCGUUAAAACUAUAGGUUAAAGUAGUGAUAAYGACYUCCUGUGUUAUAGCACACCGCGAGGACACUAAACACUAAUAAGUCCUCCGUUCGGUCAAGGUUUGCAAGGAACUACUGGGUAAURAUCAUGACUUUGAAUGGCAUUGCUGAAGCAAUGUAACAUAUAAAGUUUUUCUUCACCUGUCUUCUUUUGGCCGGUAAUUUGUUUUGAAAUAGCUGUAUGUCGACAUGGUAUUGAUAAUAUAGAGUUUCAAAGGUUCUUCAUAGAGCCUGUAUUUAUAACUAUACUUCAUAAAGUACAUCAUUUGUGUAUUUAUAGAUAGAUAUUGAUAUGAAAAUAUUAUUGUGAAUUCGAAUUAUUAUAUGAAGGCCGUGUCGAAAUUAAYUUUUAUGCCAGUCAAACUUGAAACUCGCUUGUUUUGGCUGAGACGAUAUUUCUAGAGAGUGUGUUUAUUCUAAAAUAAAGUCUUUCUUACACACAAA